Molecule: messenger RNA, 351 nt
Organism: Ascoidea rubescens DSM 1968
Lineage: Eukaryota; Fungi; Ascomycota; Saccharomycetes; Ascoideales; Ascoideaceae
Exons: 1
Coding region: 1-351 (116 amino acids)
Source: RefSeq, a predicted model, not a curated record
AUGCAAAUGGAAGAACCUCCAAAUGAAAUGGUUCAUUUAAUCUCAUCUAAAAGAUCUCGUUCUCUCACUCUUCUGUUGUCCAACACUGACUCCAAUACACACAUCACCAACAACAACAAUAACAAUAAUAAUAAUAAUAACAACAACGAUAACAAUAAUAACAAUAAUAAUAAUCAUAAUCAUAAUCAUAAUCAUAAUCAUAAUCAAACAGAUUUCAGUAGCAAAUACAUUAAUAAUAACAAAAACAAUAACAAGCAUAACAAUGGAAAUUUCAAUAUUAGAAACUUUUUACCUCAUGUUGGAAUCGGAAUUGGAAGAAGAAAAGUUGUAAAUGAGGCCCCAGUAGGUUAG